This is a messenger RNA of Camarhynchus parvulus, 3972 nucleotides long. It is a transcript of the gene TNFRSF19, whose product is annotated as TNF receptor superfamily member 19. Bases 415 to 1644 code for a protein of 409 amino acids. Gene Ontology annotation, biological process: positive regulation of canonical NF-kappaB signal transduction; positive regulation of JNK cascade. Gene Ontology annotation, molecular function: signaling receptor activity; protein binding. The record is from RefSeq and is a predicted model, not a curated record. NCBI's taxonomy places the organism in Eukaryota, Metazoa, Chordata, Aves, Passeriformes, Thraupidae. Gene Ontology annotation, cellular component: plasma membrane. The transcript has 11 exons.
UCUAACCAGUCCCACAGCAUUGAAUGAUGUCAUGGGAUCUGCAGCUCAGCGAGAUGAAAGGGAUAAAGCGGAACCCGCUGGCACUGGGGAAAGCUUCCAACACACAAUCCACAACACAGCUUGGGAACUCAAAAGCUACAGAUCCAGCCACUCAACCCCAAGUAUUUCAGAAUCGUGUGCAUUCUCCCAGCACAAUCAAGGAGAGGGGAGAAAGAGCCAGUGCAGAGCACUGAAAGGCAGAAUUUGAGUGCAGCUACCUGCUGGAAAAGGAGCUCUUUUUCCUCGCCAAAGCACUGCCUUUGAUGAGGUAAAAGCAUUUAAUACAGAAGCUUCGGCGGUGUGAAAUUAAGCUGCAGAAACUCUGGCACUGGAAAACUUCAUCAGAUAACAGGGAGAAAGGUUUAAUCACAAGAAAUGGAUGCUAAAGGAUUACAAAGAGAUGAUAAACUGAAGGUGCUUGUCAUUUUACUAGCAUAUUUGCUAUGUAAGGUAAAUUGUGAGACUGGAGACUGCAGAGAGCAAGAAUUUAGGGACCAGACUGGAAACUGUAUCCUCUGUAAACAAUGUGGUCCUGGAAUGGAACUCUCAAAGGAAUGCGGCUUUGGAUACGGGGAGGAUGCACAGUGCAUGACAUGCAGGCCAAACAGAUUCAAGGAAGACUGGGGCUUUCAGAAGUGCAAGCCUUGUCUGGACUGUGCUUUGGUUAACAGGUUUCAGAAGGCCAACUGUUCUGCCACCAGCAAUGCACUAUGUGGGGACUGUUUACCAGGAUUUUAUAGGAAGACUAAGCUUGGAGGCUUUCAAGACAUGGAAUGUGUUCCUUGUGGUGAUCCUCCUCCUCCCUAUGAGCCUCACUGUACUACCAAGGUAAAUCUUGUGAAGAUCCCUUCAACUGCUUCCAGCCCUCGAGACACUGCUCUGGCAGCUGUUAUCUGCAGUGCACUUGCAACAGUGCUCUUGGCUCUUCUCAUCCUUUGUGUUAUCUAUUGCAAGAGGCAGUUCAUGGAGAAAAAACCAAGCUGGUCUCUGAGAUCACAAGACAUUCACUACAAUGGCUCUGAAUUAUCAUGUUUUGAUAGACCACGGCUAAGUGAAUAUGACCACAGAACAUGCUGCCAGUGCCAAAGAAGUGCAUCACAGACAUGUGGACCAGUUCACUUGAUUCCCUCACUGUGCUGUGAUGAAACCUGUAGCAUGGAGCACAGCAGUCACAGUUGUGCUUUCCACUCACAGACCACGCUCAAUGAAAGAGCUGCUGAUUCUGUUGGAGAAAUGAUUCCUGCUUUCCUUGGUUCUCUUUCACACUCUGCCUGUGGAGACAUUCCAGAUGCUUGGCCUCUUAUGCAAAACUCAGCUUGUUGUGACAGCAUUUCUAUCUGUGAAUCAUAUUCAGAACUGGCUGGAGGAUCUGCAAAAUCCUGCAGCCCUGAGACUGAAAAUGCAGCCGCCGUUGAAUUGGAUAAUAACCAGGAACCAAGUGAAGUACUUCUUUCAGCUAAGUCUCUUGAUGAAAAUGUUGCAAAGUCCUUUGAAAUCUCCGAACAUAGAACAUGCACAGAAGUUUCAUCACUUCAGAACUCGGUGACUGCUGAAAGCCAGCCAAAGACAAAGUGUAAUGGAACAACAAAUGACUCUACGGACUGAUAAAGAGGGACUGGAGCUGUUUCUCAGCACUAAAGCUGAAUGCUUUCCUUACACUCCCCUGCUGAUUCUCAUCAAACAUAGUCUGGUCUUCAGUGUUGCAUGAUAUCCAAUCCAGCUGGAAAAAAAUGGCAUCAUUUUCACACCUUCUGAGCAGUUGUGUCUGAGCUGUAACAGCUGUGAAGUUAAACUUCAAGGAGCAUCCUAUGAGGACCCUGAAAGUGGAUUUAUGACCUUUCCAAUCUCUAUUUCUAUUUCCUCAGAGUCUCAAAAGGUCUCAUGGAAUGAGCUUAAUAGUAUAUGUAAAUACAGCAAGAAAUAGAAAUACUUUAGUGUUUAGGGGGGAUCUCAAAUAUGGCUACAGGUGUAGAAGAUGUGGGACAAUAUGGUGCCAGUUACUCUGCAUGCAGACUUGUGCAUGCAUUAGGAUUUUUUUUCUGCUGGUUCUAAUCUUAAAUAGUAUUCCUGCUAUUGAAGGACGUAAAAUUUGUAAAAAAAAAUCCAUUUCUGUUUAUAAAAGGAUCACCUAUUAAUAAACUGAAGCUUUUAUUAUGUAUUACAUUAUAGUCAAUAAGCUAGUUUGGGGAGUUAGAGAAUUAGCAUGUUACAGUAUGUGUGGUUGAAGUCCCCUCCAUCCAAUUAUUACAUUUUUGGGAGGUGGCAUUGUUCUGUUAAGUGCAGCAGGAGAUUAGCUUUAAAUUAGAUUUAGUUUAAUGAAGGUCAGACAUAUAGAUAAGGACAUUGUGUUUAAUUAGUAGUCUCAGUAUUGGAAUACAGCACUUCUUGUUAUAGCAUAUAAUUUUGAAUGUUGAAAUAAUUGUAAUCAACUAUCAAAUCAAAACGUCAGACUAUAGCAGGUGUGCCAUGAAAGUAUUUAUACAGUGAGACUGUUACCAAGAUUUUUUUAUUAGUGCAUUAUUUUUAAGAGUCAGUCUCUGUGGUGAACUAAUUCAUUCAUUUAGAAGUCACUUUCAUUUAAGACCCUCUGUCCUUCUCACUGUAGUACUGCAUCAAUUCAAAUUUUGCACACAAAGCAUAAGAAGUGGUUUGCUUUAUCAUAUCCCUUAAUAUCAUUUUUUUUCAGCUAUUUUCAUCCCUAAAAUACUUUUUGCUUCUGUGGAUAAUGUCAGUAACCUCCACUGAUUCAUGACACUCAACAGGCUCAGACUUGUCUGUGAUGAACUCUAGCAAUUAUUCCUUAAAGUACCCAAUGUGCCUUGACUAAAGCAAAGCAAUCAGCAAAACAGAUGCCAACAAAUUGGCAAUAAAUAUGACUCAUCUUUCCACACAUAGUUUGUGUGGCAAUAGAAAUGUUGAGACAGUAUUCAGAAUCCAUUAUGGAAAAAGAUUUUUGCUUUGAAGCACAGAGAAGAAGGUUGGACUUGCACAAAAAUAUCAAAAAACAGUACAGGCAGCCAUGGCAGAGAGAUGCUCCAGCUCUUCCCCAUUGAGAUUAUUCCUUUGUGCAAAAGCCAUGAAUAACAGUUCCCAAAUUCAAACCAAUGUGAACAAGUUACCCAAGGGAUUUUCUGGCUGUUGUUGGGUUUGGUGUUUUAAGUAGUAGAUACCACAUUUGGUCACUGAUGGAAUAAUAAGCAGUUAUACAGUACAAUUACUCAGAUAAAUACUUUCACAUAUGCAUUUAAAUAUUAGUACUUUUGAAUAAUUUCUUUGUAUGCUUUCAUACAUUUAAGAAGUUACAAAACAUUAUUUUUCACUACAAGUGCAUGAAGAGAUGUGUACUUCUUUGUAUAUACUUUGUAAAUAGAAAAAACAUCCAAUGUGCAUUUCAGUAUAUGGCAAAAUAUUUCCAGAACAUACAGAGAUUUAACUUUUCACUAAUAACAGUUCUUGAAAAAGCAAUGUUCAAAAAUUUUGCCAGCAUCUGCCACAAUGUGUUUUCCUAUUGGAAUUUAAACUCUGUUUAAUUGUUUUAUCCAGCAACCCUAGAAAAAGAUACUCUUUUUUUUUUAAUGAGUGAAAGCUUGAGAGCAAAUUGGGAGGAAAAAAUUAAGAGAGUGUUUUUUACAUAUAUGUGUAUAUUUUGUAUAUACUUUUUUCCUUAAUUUAACCAAAUUGGUCUUUUGUAUAUUGCCUGUGGCAAGCAAUGUUGUACAUGCCAAUAGAAAACAUCCACUAUCACUGCAUUUAGACUGCCCACAUGUCAUGUCUAGGGACUUACAGUGCUGUUUUAAAUACUCCUUUAACAAAUGUAAAUUAAAACCUUGUAUAAAUUGUUUUGUAAUACUUUUUUCUACUUGUGAAUAAAAUGUUACGUGAACAAACCAGUCUUGGUUUGUUGACCUCAAAUUAAUAAUAGCUUUCUGUACA